Betta splendens (Siamese fighting fish) is the source of this 1295-nucleotide messenger RNA. It is a transcript of the gene plaat1l, whose product is annotated as phospholipase A and acyltransferase 1-like. Gene Ontology annotation, cellular component: cytoplasm. The transcript has 5 exons. Gene Ontology annotation, molecular function: glycerophospholipid phospholipase A1 activity; A2-type glycerophospholipase activity. Bases 336 to 794 code for a protein of 152 amino acids. The record is from RefSeq and is a predicted model, not a curated record. Gene Ontology annotation, biological process: N-acylphosphatidylethanolamine metabolic process. NCBI's taxonomy places the organism in Eukaryota, Metazoa, Chordata, Actinopteri, Anabantiformes, Osphronemidae.
AGCUAAAGCGUGGCAGAAACUUCCUCUUUUCUCUCUUUAGGAAACACCUGCUGCACACGCCCCAAGGUGAGGACACAGUCAUGGGGUUGCCCAGUGCUCACUAAUCAGCUCAUGCAAAACCUGUAAAAAUGCCCCAAAGAACCACCUUGAACACCAGCGCAGUGUGAGGUGCCUCUCAGCCCGUAGACAUCAUGCAGACAGUACAGUAGGUGUGGAGGCUAGUGUGGCGUGACGGAGCUUCACAGCUUGUAUGCAAAGCAGCUGGAGCCUCAGUGGGACUGACAUGGGUUCAUCUCACAAGGGACUGAAGAACACAACAGUAAAAACCUGAACUCAUGGGGCUGAAGAACUCCCACCCUAAGCUGUUCCCAGGAGACAUUGUGGAGUAUCCCAGGAACAAAUACUUCUCACAUUUUGGGAUCUACUAUGGAGAGAGGGACGGCGUUCCUUAUGUUGCACACCUGACAAGUCGAGAUUCAGACAACAAGCUCCUGUUGUUUGGUCGUGCUCUGAGGUCAGAGGUCAAACUGGAUCCACUGGAUCUGCUGGGGAAAACAUACAAGGUCAACAACAUGUUGGAGGACUCGUACCCGGCCAGAGACUUCUACAGUGUGGUGAAGCCAUCCAUCGAUGACAUGUUGGGCCGGGAGGUGACAUUCGACAUCCUGUUUCACAACAGCGAGCACCAGGCGACGCUGUUCAGAUACGGAGUCAAGAAGUCUGAGCAGAUAAACAAGGUCUAUAAACACAUCAUGCCGGCCUGGAAGAAGCUGUUUGACAAGAAGCAACUGUAAAAUGGGGCCACGCUGUUCUAUGCCAGGAUGUGGUCAGAUGUGCCUUCCUACAGAUCUGUUUCAUACUAGAGCUUAAAUUAUUCAGAUAUUCAUCAUAUUCUUAUAUAUUUAGACCAAACUGAAAGUUCAUCCCUUUAAAAUUGUGUUCCCUAUUUUGUUAUAUGUGAUGCUCCCUGUUAAGUGCUGCCUGAGCUGCAUUAUUAGUUUACACCUGUGCGUUGGCUUAUUUUGCUGUUGUUGCUGCAGAAUGUCUGAUUGGCCACAUUAUCACCUCCAUGUCUUCAUCUGCAUACAUUUAUUACAGGUCCACAGAUAUCAAAGAAAACAAGUUGAAAUAACAGGGUUGAACCAGUUUUAUUAUUCAAACUUUGUGAUUAAUCAGUUAUUUCUUUAAAUGUAUUAUUAUUUUGCCAUAUGAAAUGUGUUCAAGCUCAGAUACUAUUACUUUUCAUGUAACUUGUACUGAUGGGCUUUCUUCAAUAAAUGUCCUCUUGUUCCCAA